This is a messenger RNA of Selaginella moellendorffii, 1944 nucleotides long. Its product is annotated as pentatricopeptide repeat-containing protein At4g02750-like. The record is from RefSeq and is a predicted model, not a curated record. Bases 1 to 1944 code for a protein of 647 amino acids. NCBI's taxonomy places the organism in Eukaryota, Viridiplantae, Streptophyta, Lycopodiopsida, Selaginellales, Selaginellaceae. Gene Ontology annotation, molecular function: protein binding. The transcript has a single exon.
AUGGAUACGUACCAGUGGUUGCACCUUAUACAGGCCUGCAAGGAGGUUUCCAUGCUUGAGGAAACUGACUCUCGCAUUAGGUCAUCCUUGGGAGCUCCCGACACAGUAAUCUACAACAGGCUGAUUGAGCAGUAUGGGAAGCUUGGAAGCCUAGAUGGCGCUCGGAGAGCUUUCAACGACGUCAGAGAGAAGAACGGCUUCACUUGGGUGGUAAUGCUGGUGGCUUGUGCCCGAAACGGGCAUAUGGAGGAGGCGCAGCGCGUGUUCGAUCAGAUGCCACGGAAGACGCCGGAGUCUUGGACAGCAAUGCUAAAUGCGUAUGCCCGAGCUGGGCGUAUCGGCAAAGCGAAGAAGAUCUUCGACGAGCUGCCUCACAGGGAUUUGGUUUCGUGGACGUCCAUGCUGACGGCUUAUGCCCGCUGCGGAUAUGUGGACCAGGCGAGAGAGAUCUUUGACCAAAUGCCAGUUUGGAACCUUGUUUCCUUUACGGCAAUGCUCAGCGGGUAUUCGCGAAACGCACAGACCGAGCAAGCGGUGGAACUCUUCUCCCAAAUGCCAGAGCCGGAUUUAUUUGCGUGGACGACGAUGCUAGCUUUACAUGCUCAACAGGGACACGUCCAUGAAGUAAUGAAGAUGUUUGAGGCGAUGCCCUUGCGGGAUCUGGUGGCGUGGUCUUGUCUCGUAGCGGCAAAUGCAGGGAUGGGCCUCGUCGAGCAGGCCAAACAAGUGUUCGAUGCAAUGCCGGAGUGGAGCCUUUUUUCCUGGAACUCGAUGAUAAGCAUGUACGGACAGAAUGGAAACUUGGAGGAGGCCAAGCGCUUGUUUGACGAGAUGUUCCAGCGUGAUGUGUUCUCCUGGACUUCUCUUCUUACAGCGUUCGCUCAAAGCGGGCAGAUUGCUCUUGCACGGCAGACCUUCGAGACAAUGCCGGAGUUUAGUCUCGUCUCGUGGAACUCCAUGCUCGCUGCUUACGAGCAAAACGGAGACUUUGAUCGUGCUAGAGAGAUUUUCGACUCGAUGCUACUGAGGGACUUGAUUUCCUGGAACACCAUGCUAGCCGCGACUGCUCAUCAUGGGCUCCUGCACCACACGAAGCUCCUGUUCGGCGGCAUGCCAUGCAGGGACUUGGUCUCGUGGACGACGAUGGUGGCGGCUUUUGCAGAGAACGGGCAAGUGGAAGACGCAAAGGCAGCGCUGGAUUCCAUACCUGUGUGGAACUUAUCAUCAGUGAACUCCAUGCUCACUGCGUUCGCGAGAGCCGGGCUCGCGAAGGACGCCAAGAGGAUGUUUGAUGCGAUGAGGCACAAGAACAUCGUCUCGUGGAACACGAUGCUGGAGCUUUACGCACAGAACGGGUUCCACAAAGAGCUUGCGCGCGUGUUUGAGGACAUGCCCGAGCGGGACACAAUCUCCUGGAACACAGCCAUCUCGGCCUACGCACAGAGGGGCCACGCCGCUCAAGCAAAGAGACUCUUCGAUCAAAUGCCGGAGCGGAGCUCGGUUUCGUGGAGCUCAAUGGUGGCACUCUACAGCUACCAUGGCCGCUCCAGCCAAGCGUUUGUCACAUUCGAGGAGAUGAACUUGGAGGUGGCUCCUCGCGUCGACGAGGUUUGCUUUGUGUCUCUCAUGGCUUCUUGCGGCCGAGAAGGCAGGACUCUGGCCGGGAAGAAGUGCUUUGUGUCGAUGAAGGAAGACUUUGGGAUCUCCCACACAAAGCACCACUACUGCUGCAUGGUGGACUUGCUGGCCAGGGCGGGAUACUUGAUCGACGCGCAAGAACUCGUGAGGGCCAUGCCGUAUCGUGCUACCGCGGUGGAGUGGCUUUGCUUGCUGUGUGCUUGCAACAGCCGCGGGAGUCUCAAGCACACCGCCGUGGAGAUCAAGUCGGUACUGGAGCAAAACUUUGGAUCCGCGUUUGUGGUGUUGGCAAACAAAACGAUUUGA